CAGCUGCAAUGUCUGCCAGGUGGCCGAAGCGACAUGAGCGGGACAUUGGGCUUACCGUUGGUAUCUCUUGUGGGUUGCCUUGUGGGCAUCUUCGGGCCCGAGGUGGUGGGGCCGGCGCGGCACGAGUGCCCCUGGGGCUUCCACUGGCUCAAUCCGUACCAGAAGGACCAGUGCGUGCGCAUGGCGUACAAGCCGCGACAGCACCCGGACACAAUCCGCAAGGAGUUUGGUUGGUUUCUGCCCGAAAAAACGAGCGCGCCCAAGCCCCCGACUACGCCCCGGUAUCCAGGCGGCCAAAUGCCGUGGGAAGACGACGUGAGACCGGUGGGACCGACACCUUUUCCACUUGCACCAACCUUUAAGCCUGAUUCCGAACCCGAUAUCGGGAUCGAUACCCCUGAUGAGGAGGCAACCUCAGAACCGGAUGUGAAUGCGACAAAAACAACAGAUGGACCAGGCACGACCGCACCACCACCAGGUGGGACCACACUGCCAGCAGAGGGAGGAGGCAAGCCUCCAGAGGGAGGAGGCAAGCCUCCAGAGGGAGGAGGCAAGCCGCCAGAGGGAGGAGACAAGCCCCCAGAGGGAGGAGACAAGCCUCCAGAGGGAGGAGACAAGCCCCCAGAGGGAGGAGAUACACCUCCAGAGGGCGAAGACGCACCUGCAGAGGGGGAGGCACCUGCAGAAGGCGGAGACGCACCAGCAGAGGGGGAGGCACCUGCAGAAGGCGGAGACGCACCAGCAGAGGGGGAGGCACCUGCAGAAGGCGGAGACGCACCAGCAGAGGGUGGAGACGCACCUGCAGAGGGGGAGGCACCUGCGGAGGGUGGAGACGCACCUGCAGAGGGGGAGGCACCUGCAGAAGGUGGAGACGCACCUGCGGAGGCGGAGGCACCUGCAGAAGGCGGAGACGCACCAGCAGAAGGCGCCGGAGAAGGAAGAACCGCCCCCAAAAAAUCGCAGUCCCACCCAAAGUCCGAUCAGCGUCAAGCGAACCCAGUGCCGGCUGUGGAAUGGCACCCCUGGAGCUGGUCGAAGCCAAAGAUCGGCAAAAAGGCCCCAUCGAAAGUUGCGCCCAAGGGAAAAAUCGUAAAACCUAAGAAACCGAGGAGCCCCCCAAAGGCUCCUGGCUCAAAGAAACCAAAGACCGCCCCCAAGGCCACCACCAAGGUCGUGUCGUCGAGCACAAAGAAACCCAGGAAAGCGCCCAAGGCUCCAAGCAAGGUCAAGCCGAAACGCGAGAGCCUAAAGAUCGCCGAAGAAUUUCCGCUUUGGAGCUGGAAUUCGUAGGCGAAGGUCGUGCUGGAUCGGAAUUAGAUUAGAGCAUGGCUAAUGCCUUGAUAGCCGAAACUGUAGAUAAGAGCCCCAUUGAAACUGUA
Messenger RNA from Drosophila pseudoobscura, 1379 nucleotides. Its product is annotated as skin secretory protein xP2-like. The transcript has a single exon. Bases 34 to 1290 code for a protein of 418 amino acids. The record is from RefSeq and is a predicted model, not a curated record. NCBI's taxonomy places the organism in Eukaryota, Metazoa, Arthropoda, Insecta, Diptera, Drosophilidae.